AUGUUUAGAUUUUGUAGCAGUUUCUUGAUUUCUGUAUAUGGGUUCUUGCUCAAGAUUUUUUGGUUCAUCACCAAAUAUGUGUACAGAUCAAAGGGGGAGAAAGGUUCAAGUUAUAAGGCCAAUCGUUCUCAAAGUGAUGAUCAAGUUGUGUCCAAGAAUUUCAAGGUUUUUGAGACCAUUAGGUUAGCAGAAAAAAGGAAUUCAGAGGGCUCUGUUUCUUUGCAAAAUGCCCUUGUUGCAAACACUAGUAAGUAUCAGUUCAAUUCUGGCAAAAAUGUCAGUGGAUUCAUGGAAGAAGCCAAAACUAUGAAAUUUGAAAUGUUUGUGGGCUCAAUUGAGUGGUUUGCUUGUACUAAUCAAUGUCUUAAUAGUGACUUUUCGCGAAAAGUAGAUUCUUUGGAGGUGAAUUCACAAGAAAACUUGCAACGACUUGAUGAGGAAAUACAGGAGGAAAAGGGCUCAAAUGAGGAUUUUGAUUGUACUAAUCAAGAUAAACGAGAUUCUUUGGAGGUGAAUUCACAAGAAAAUUUGCAACAAGUUGAUGAGGAAUUACAGGAGGAAAGGGGCUCAAAUGAGGGUUUUGAUUUUACUAAUCAAUGUAUUGAUAGUGAAUUUUCGCCAAAACGAGAAACAUUGGAGGUUAAUUCACAAGAAAAUUUGCAACGGGUUGAUGAGGACAAGGGAAAAAUAGGUUUUGCUAAAUAUGAGAACGUCAGUGAUGAAGGGAUAGUUUCUAUGGAAGUUAAAUCCACUGAGGAUAAAGAUUUUGCAUAUGAAAUUGAAUUGCUUCCACAGAGCCAAUUCUCAGCUUCUGAGGGAAAGCAAGAUUCAGAAGUUCCUGGAAAUGAAAAUGAAUUGCUACUGAGGAAAGAAUUCUCGGCUCCUGAGAUAAAACAAGAUUCAGAAGAUCUUGGAAAUGAAGUCGAAUUGGUUGAGGAUGUUGAGUCGGGUAAUAAUGCAUUCCUCCACGGACAUGAUCGAAGAAUAGCCAAAGAUAUCGGAACAGGUGAAACUGCAGAACAGUGUGGUAUUGAUUAUCCGGGCUUUGAUAUUAGGAAUUCGGUAUUCAACUCCGAAAGUUUAGAAGAUAGUAAUGAGUACAUUGAAUUAGAGCCUCCAAUGGCGAACUCAAAGGAUAUUGUCAAAGAAAGUCUUUACAAAAUCGAGGAAUCACAUGAAGUCAAGAGCGAAAUGAAGGCAUUCGUUGUCAAUUCACAAAAGGAGGCUUCAAACAGUAGGUCAUGGGAUUCAGAUUCCGAGGAUGAUGAUGAAUGCGAUAUCCUGAAGGAACACCAACAUUUAGUACAGCAGAUGAAAAUGGAGCUAAAAAAUUCCAGACUUAAAGGGCUUCCAACCAUAUCAGAAGAAUGUGAAACUCCUAAGAUGGUUGAAGAUUUAAAGCCUCUAAAAAUUGAUGACAAGGUUGAGUACAAAGAUGUUAUGGAAGAAAUUCUGAAGUUUUACAAGAGCUACAAAGAACGAAUGCGCAAAUUGGACAUCUUGAAUUACCAGACUCUACAUGCUAUCAGUUUCCUCCAGCUGAAGGAUUCAGAAGUAUUUACCUCGGUCAAGAAAAAAUCACUUUUAACACUAAAACCAACUUGGCCAAUGAAAGUACAUAGAGUUUACGUUGAUCCAACGCAUAAAUUGAUUGUAGAAAUGCUUCGGGAUUUAGAAUUGGUGUAUGUUGGACAACUUUGUCUUUCAUGGGAAAUUCUGUGCUGGCAGUACAUAAAAGCAAAAGAGUUACUCGAAUAUGACGCUCAGAGAUUUCACUCUUAUAAUCGAGUAGCUGAGGAAUUUCAACAAUUUCAAGUACUCAUGCAAAGAUUUACGGAAGAUGAACAGUUUCAAGGUCCCAGAAUUCAAAACUAUGUGAAGAACCGGUGCUUGAUUCAAAGUCUUCUUCAGGUCCCAAUCAUCAAAGAUGAUUGUUUGAAGGAUAAGAAGGAGAAAAGAGAGGAAACAGAUGCAAUUUCACUUGAAUUGUUAACCGAGAUCAUUAGGGGAUCAAUGUUAAUUUUCUGGGAAUUUCUUCAUGCUGAUAAGAGCACGAAAACUAUUGUCUUAAAGGACGUUCGAAGAGCUAAAAUUGAUCUUCAAGAACCUGCAGAUUCAGAGCUUAUAAUGGAUAUAAUAACUAACCUUCAGAAGAAAGAGAGAAGACUUGAAGAAAUAGCAAGAAGUCGUAAUUGCAUAGUGAAGAAGUUUCAAAAGCACCAAGAAUGUCAAUUGAAUAACGCACUUUUCACUUCUCGGGUGGAGUUGAGAUUGGUAUCGAAAGUAUUGAGUUUGUCAAGAUUAACGAUGGAUCAAUUAGUAUGGUGUCAGAAGAAACUCAACAACAUUAAUUUUGCGAGCAGAAAGGUCCUCGUGGAGCCUUCGUUUUCGCUUUUUCCUUGCUAA
Molecule: messenger RNA, 2406 nt
Organism: Fraxinus pennsylvanica
Lineage: Eukaryota; Viridiplantae; Streptophyta; Magnoliopsida; Lamiales; Oleaceae
Source: the annotation of a GenBank genome assembly